Molecule: messenger RNA, 1745 nt
Organism: Exophiala oligosperma
Lineage: Eukaryota; Fungi; Ascomycota; Eurotiomycetes; Chaetothyriales; Herpotrichiellaceae
Exons: 5
Coding region: 263-1006 (247 amino acids)
Biological process (GO): regulation of transcription by RNA polymerase II; chromatin remodeling
Cellular component (GO): NuA4 histone acetyltransferase complex; Swr1 complex
Molecular function (GO): histone binding
Source: RefSeq, a predicted model, not a curated record
AGUCAUUCAUCACCAGACACGAACCGUUCGACUCAAGAUUAUUGUCUCCUUGCCCUCACCAAGCCUCAUAUUUUUCCCCUACUUUUUCGUCCAAAGAUCCUUCUGAAGGCGUUUCCGCACGAUCUCUGUCUCUUCCCGCAUAUUUCUUGAUCUUACAGGCUCUCAAGUCUGUGGAAUUUGCGCCUGGGGUUUGGCGCGUCAACGGAUCUCCUUCUCCAGAAGCAACUCUCAUUCCUAUAUCAUCCAUCGUUUCUUGCCCAACAUGCCUGACAUCAAACGAUCUAUUAAGAUCAUCACCGAGCAGAAGAUCAUUCCUGGUGCAGACAGCGGUGUGGCGGGGUUUCCUCUGCGCCAUUGGAGUAUGAGAAUUGUUCUGCUUCAUGCAGACACAAAGCAAGAGCUCGACGCAGACAUCUUCGAGUCCGUGACAUAUGUUCUUCACGAAUCCUUCGGCGAUAAGAUGAGACAAACCUAUAAGAAGCCUCCAUUUCGCGUCGCCGAGGAUGGAUGGGGUGAAUUCGAGCUCGUGAUUGAGUUGAAGGAUCUGGGCGGUAAAACUCACAGCAUCACGCAUGAUUUGAACUUUGCCAAUCCCCACUACGAGACAAAGCAAAUCAUCACCUUCAAGAACCCCAAGGGUGCGCUUCUUGAAGCACUUCGCACCUCUGGAUCUAUUCCUGGUGAUCCUGCCGCCAACGGUGCCGAUGCUAGCAGCAAGAAGCGUACCAGUGAAAUAGGUGCCACUGGUACUCAGAAGAAAAAGAAGGGCGGUGAUGGAAAGGCCAUUGAUAUGGACAAGCUGGCCGAUGGCUUGCAGAGACUUAGUGAAGACGCCCUACUCCACGUCGUACAGAUGGUACACGACCACAAGAGCGAGGACUCUUGGAUGCGAAAUGACGUUGAGCAGGGAGAGUUUCACGUCGACCUCUAUACCCUUCCAGAGAAUCUCAUCAAGAUGCUAUGGGAUUACACCACCGAGAUGAACGCGAUCUCGACAUCUGCAUAGAAGGCAGUCUUGGGCCAACCAAUGGUCAAGCGGAAAUCCCUUCGAUUAGCCAUUCCACGUGUCGCAGUCAAGUGACGAUAAGCUUGAUCACGCUGGACCUGGAUUGUAACAACAGUUCGUCAACGCCGCCUCAUCAUUCCUUUAUUCAACCUGUGUCUUAUGGCAUGAGGGGCACCUCCGCCUUCUCUGUGCCAUCCAACGUGAUCCUUAAUUAACCACCUCCCCAGCAUCAGAAGUUACUUGGGUGGUAAACUGCAUCACACACACAAGCCAUUGCGCAUUUUCUUCGACGUUAUAUGAUGAUACCAAAAUACUUGCUAGCAGAUGGAGGAGGACGGUUUAUUGCAACUUCUGAGGGCUUGGAACUCACCAUGAACUUUUGCAUCGAGACCGCGUUGUAACUCUCCAUGGUCAUAGGCUCUUGGUGGGUAGAAAGGAACAGGACAAGUGCAUGCCAGGUCCACUAUCUCGAGAGUCGAGGGCGCGACAUGGGGAGGCUUUUCUGCUUCUGUGCGCAUGAAUCUGAGCAUGCAUUUUAUAAGGCGGAACGAAAUAUCAAACGACUUGAUGCGCAGUUAUAAAAGUAGAGCAAGACGCCUUCAGUGCUUUCAAUUCACCGUAGGCAAAGGUUUCUGCCUGAUCCCUGAUCCAGCGUAGUAGAACAUCUAAAUAGAUCCCUAGGGAUGCAUCAGUCACUACAACAUAGGGGAAAAGAAUACGUAACUAUCGAGUACAUCAG